Brachypodium distachyon (stiff brome) is the source of this 1123-nucleotide messenger RNA. RefSeq names its product myb-related protein 308. Bases 165 to 968 code for a protein of 267 amino acids. Lineage: Eukaryota; Viridiplantae; Streptophyta; Magnoliopsida; Poales; Poaceae. The transcript has 2 exons. The record is from RefSeq and is a predicted model, not a curated record.
CGCCAAGCAGCCCACGGCCUCAGCUCACGGCUUUCUUCUCCCCCCUACCCCUGCCUGGCUGCCUGCAUACCACCGCGAGACGAGCUCAGACUCCCCCCCAGCUAACUCGUAUACCCAAGGAAAAAGGACCCCCGGCGAUUAGGAAACUGACGAGGGGAGCAAGCAUGGGGAGGUCGCCGUGCUGCGAGAAGGCGCACACGAACAAGGGCGCGUGGACCAAGGAGGAGGACCAGCGUCUGAUCGCGCACAUCAAGGCGCACGGCGAGGGUUGCUGGCGGUCGCUGCCCAAGGCGGCCGGGCUGCUCCGCUGCGGCAAGAGCUGCCGCCUCCGCUGGAUGAACUACCUCCGCCCCGACCUCAAGCGCGGCAACUUCACCGACGACGACGACGAGCUCAUCAUCAAGCUCCACUCCCUCCUCGGCAACAAGUGGUCGUUGAUCGCGGGGCAGCUUCCUGGCCGGACGGACAACGAGAUCAAGAACUACUGGAACACGCACAUCAAGCGCAAGCUGCUCUCCCGCGGCAUGGACCCGCAGACGCACCGCCCCAUCAGCGCCGCCGCCGCCGCCGCCUUCCCGUCGUCUUCUCCGGCGCCGGCCGCGUCCAGGCUCGCCGGCGCGGCGUUCUCCGUCGUCCCGGCCAGCGCGGGCUUCGCUGGGCCGUCGCCGCCUUCGUCUGACGACGGCCACAGCAGCAGCGGCGGGAGCAGCGACGGCGGCCCACGGUGCCCCGACCUGAACCUCGACCUCGACCUGGACCUGUCCAUGGGCCUGCCGCCGCCCAAGACGCCAGCCGUGGUGUCGUCCACGCUCACUUCGCAUCCGCAUCCGCAGCAGCGGCAGAGCAUCUGCCUUUGCUACCACCUCGGCGUGCGCAACGGGGAGGCCUGCGCCUGCAAGACGGCGUCGCCGGCGGGGCCCCGCGCGUUCCGGUAUAUCAGGCCGCUGGAGGAGGGCCAGUACAUAUAGAGCAGUAGGCACUAGGCACCCACCCCCCAGAAAAAGACUCUGUAAAAAGCAUGAAAUGGGAAGAGAGGAAAUAGUUUCUUGUUGAGAUAUUCUCGUGUUUGCCUUUAUCCAAACUUGAUUAAUUAAUUUCUUAUGGCAUGUUUAGUGGAAUUUAA